UAUUUGUGCAUUAUUUUUUUUCGUAGCUUUCUUGUACACUACAAAAGCAUUUACUACUGAUAGUCCAUGCAGAUAUUCUGUACCCAAUUUGCGGUACCACUUCACGCCCUUCCUCAAAGCAGUAGCAUAAGAACAGUUCUGUGGUGCGAUUCACUAACACAUUUUAUCGAUAUUCGCUUUGUUAUCUUUCCUUAACCAUAAUUUUUACGAUUUUGCUAUUCAGUAACCCAUUUCAUUACGAAAAUCGACAAGACAAAAUCAGCUGUUUGGUUAACCUGUCGAUUAUCGCGAACUAAACGACAAUAAUUUUGGUGUUGUUAAAUCAAACGAUAAAGAAGAAUUAGUGAUUUUAAUCAAAACUGUGAAAUUAGUUGAAAAAAAACUUAUUUAAAAAGCGUGAGUAUGGCGUUUGAGUAUUUGGCUUACGAUUUAUCGCGUGGAGAGGAGGAAGUGAGCCCUCAAAUAGUUGAUCGAAGUUUGCUCCGGCAUGUGGACAAUCCUUUCGAUUUGGAUGCAGGGGAGUUCCAGAAGUUAUUCCGUUUAACUCCAGACUUGACUGAGGACGUAGUUUCGCAGCUUGACAGCCAUCUUAGAGGUUCCAGAAUAACAGCGAUUUCGACUGAAAAACAGGUUCUAGCUGCACUGCGAUUUUUUGCAACCGGGUGUUAUCAACGACCCGUAGGUGAGCAAUGGGGAAUAUCUAUGAGCCAGUCGUCCGUUAGCCGUAGCAUUCAUCGGGUAACAGCUGCAAUCAACAGCUCCAUGUUUUGCGCAAAGGUGAGAUUUCCCAUGACCCAAGUGGAGCGGCAAGCGGCAAAAGAAAUUUUUGCUUCAGCAACCUCCCCGUUUGUGGGAGGUACCAUUGGAGCUAUCGAUUGCACGCACGUGUCAAUUUUGGCCCCGAAACGUCAUGAAGAAGCGUAUGUCAACCAUCACGGCUACCAUUCGCUUAAUGCCCAAAUGGUAACAACAUAA
Messenger RNA from Anastrepha ludens (Mexican fruit fly), 975 nucleotides. RefSeq names its product putative nuclease HARBI1. The coding region runs from base 403 to 975 and encodes 190 amino acids. Lineage: Eukaryota; Metazoa; Arthropoda; Insecta; Diptera; Tephritidae. The transcript is spliced from 3 exons. The record is from RefSeq and is a predicted model, not a curated record.